ACAAACCUACCUCCAUGCAAUAGAUAAACACUGUAAAUCCAACCUGAUCCGUUUAGAGGCCCAAAGAUUGGCACUCCCCACUACAACAAUAGCCACUUCAACUUAUAUACCUGUCCUAAAAAGUGCGCUCCUACAGGCCCAUGCCAGCGUCCGUCUGCCUCCGUUAAAUCCCCCAGUCCAGAAAUCUCCUCGCCUCCCCUCCAAUCCGAGAAACAAUGGCGGAAUCCCUCGUGGGCGGUUCCACCCCUCUCCCCGUCUGAAGCGUACUUGUGUCUCAGCUCGAUUCGGUGCCGUGUCUGCCCGAGAAUCUGAGGGCCGGCGGCAGAUUUGGUCGCCAAGUUCCGAGCUUUCCGUCGGGCUGGCGCUUCGGGACACAGGCGCGGCGGAUCGUUUUGGCUCCGGAUGAAGGCUUCUUCGCCGCAGGUUCGCUGAUCCGAAGCGGAAUUGGCGGCCCUCCAACCGUCGCCGCCGGAUAGGCAUCCACCUGGAAGGGAUUGGGGGCUGAAGCCGAACAAGUUCUGAAACUUUUCCGUGCCCUGGAGCAAUCUGUCGUUGAAUCGCUUGCCAAUUGGUUGCGGCUUGGAGAGCAGAUGGGGGCGGGGGCUUCGAACAUGGAAGGGUCGGAGGGGUGGGGUCAGACGUCGCUGGGCGACAUGCCGGAGAGCUGCGUGGCACCCGUGCUGCUCUACCUCGACCCGCCGGAGAUAUGCCUCGUCGCCCGCCUCAAUCGGGCGUUCCGCGGCGCCGCCUCCGCCGACUGCGUCUGGGCCACCAAGCUUCCCGCCAACUACCGGUACCUCGCCGCCCUCGCCGCGGCGGCCGACGACGAUAGCAGCAGCGACGGCUCAGUGGAGGGCAAUGGUAGGUGCUCCUCCUCCGUGGCGACCAAGAAGGAGAAGUACGCACGCCUGUGCAGGCCAACCCCCUUCGAUGGGGGCACCAAGGAAUUUUGGAUCCAAAAGAGCAAGGGUGGUCUUUGCAUGUCAAUCUCCUCAAAAGCUUUGGCGAUUACCGGUAUUGAUGAUCGGCGGUAUUGGAGCCACCUUACCACAGACGAGUCCAGAUUCCAUAGUGUUGCCUACCUUCAGCAAAUAUGGUGGCUGGAGGUAGCUGGGGAGAUUGAUUUCUGCUUCCCUGCUGGCUCAUAUAGCCUUCUCUUCCGGCUCCACUUGGGCCGGCCACACAAGCGCAUGGGCCGUCGGGUCUAUGACUCUGAGCUCAUCUACGGUUGGGACAUUAAACCGACACGGUUUCAGCUCUCAACUUCAGAUGGCCAGCACACAACAUCCGACUACCAUCUAGAUGGACCAGGACACUGGAUCCUUUACCAUGUCGGUGAUUUUGUCAUAUCGAGUUCGGAUGAGUUGAUCAAGCUCAAGUUCUCUAUGAUACAGAUUGAUUGCACGCACACAAAAGGUGGCCUAUGUGUCGACUCUGUUUUCAUUUAUCCUAAGGAUCAUCAGCCCGAGGAGUGCAUACGCAAGUAAUUUUGCAAACAUGCUGUAUCACUCCAUGUGGCAACUGAUAGGCGGUGCCUAGCCUUUUUCAUAGCCAUUCUCGUCCUAAGCCCGUUGUAAAUAUUCCUUCAUUUUUCUGAUGGUUUUGCAUGAACCUGGAGUCAUGUUAUGUAUUCUUUGUAGUGAUAGCUAAAUAAGUUGGGGUCAGGAGGAUUUAGAUGUAGGUGGUGAUGUAUGAUUAGAGUGGUAGGUGUUCAUCUGUAGAAAGAGCAGUUUCAUUUGUUCGUCAUUGUUGUAGUGAUGUUUUUGUAAAUACAUUUUCCUGGAUCCUGUCUCUACUUCGUUGAACCUAGUUAUUUC
Messenger RNA from Triticum dicoccoides, 1817 nucleotides. Its product is annotated as F-box protein PP2-A13-like. Bases 591 to 1487 code for a protein of 298 amino acids. Gene Ontology annotation, molecular function: protein binding. NCBI's taxonomy places the organism in Eukaryota, Viridiplantae, Streptophyta, Magnoliopsida, Poales, Poaceae. The transcript has 3 exons. The record is from RefSeq and is a predicted model, not a curated record.